Molecule: messenger RNA, 933 nt
Organism: Microtus ochrogaster (prairie vole)
Lineage: Eukaryota; Metazoa; Chordata; Mammalia; Rodentia; Cricetidae
Product: olfactory receptor 8B3-like
Biological process (GO): G protein-coupled receptor signaling pathway
Cellular component (GO): membrane
Molecular function (GO): G protein-coupled receptor activity; olfactory receptor activity
Source: RefSeq, a predicted model, not a curated record
AUGAACUUAGUAAAUGUCUCUUUGGUGACAGAAUUCAUUCUUGUAGGAUUAACAGACCAGCCCGAACUUCAAAUGCCCUUGUUCUUUCUCUUUCUAGCAAUGUAUCUGGUCACUGUAUUGGGAAAUUUGUGUUUAAUAAUUCUGACUGUGAGGAAUUCUCACCUCCACACUCCUAUGUACUUUUUUCUCUUUAACUUGUCCUUUAUAGACGUUUGCUAUUGUUCUGUGUUCACUCCCCAAAUGCUGAUGAACAUUGUAUUAAGGAAGAAUAUAAUUUCUUACAUGGAAUGUAUGACUCAAGUCUUUUUCUUUAGCCUCUUUGCUGUUUCUGAGUUUUAUGUGUUGACUUCAAUGGCCUAUGAUCGCUACAUGGCCAUUUGCAAUCCACUGUUGUAUAAUAUUGUAAUGUCUCCCAAAUUAUGUUUGAAACUUAUGCUUGGGUCCUACUGCAUUGCAUUUUCUACUGCUGUUGCUCACACUGAAUGCAUGCUGAGACUGACCUUCUGUGGUGCAAACACCAUCAACCACUACUUCUGUGAUAUUCCUCCUUUGCUCCAGCUGUCCUGCACGAGCACAUAUGCAAAUGAACUUGUAAUUCUUGUUGCUGGGAGCAUCAACAUCAUUGUUCCUACUUCAACUAUCUUUAUAUCUUAUGGUUUCAUCCUCUACAGCAUCUUCCACAUCAGUUCCUCUGAGGGCAGGUCCAAAGCAUUCAGCACCUGCAGCUCCCACAUUAUUGUUGUUUCUCUGUUCUUUGGUUCAGGUGCAUUUGUGUAUUUCAAACCCUCCUCAGCUGGGUCUGUGAAUGAAGGAAAAAUCUCUUCUGUCCUUUACACCAAUGUGGUUCCCAUGAUGAAUCCCUUAAUCUACAGUUUGAGGAACAAAGAUAUUAAAGUUGCCCUGAUGAAAUGUGUGAGCAGCAGGAACUUUUGA